Molecule: messenger RNA, 1581 nt
Organism: Ailuropoda melanoleuca (giant panda)
Lineage: Eukaryota; Metazoa; Chordata; Mammalia; Carnivora; Ursidae
Gene: NT5C
Product: 5', 3'-nucleotidase, cytosolic
Exons: 5
Coding region: 263-1375 (370 amino acids)
Biological process (GO): pyrimidine deoxyribonucleotide catabolic process
Cellular component (GO): mitochondrion
Molecular function (GO): 5'-nucleotidase activity
Source: RefSeq, a predicted model, not a curated record
AUGGGUCACCUAAUCAAAUCUGAGUUUACACUCUGGACUGUAGGUAAAUCUAUUUGGAUGUAGUCAGAAAAGGGCGUAAAGUCUACAAAGGAGCACCAACAAAACUUAGCAGUGGUCGCGUUUUCUAGAGGGGGCUGUAACUGCCAAUUCUAGAGCAGAGGUCAGUUCCACAGAAAGGCCGGUCCCGAUUACCUGAGCUGGGUGGAAGCCGUCUCCUCGGGUGGGGUUGGAUGUUCAAAGCGGAUGCUCCCAACUCUGGUUUAUGAGUUCGUCUCCUAGGAGCUCCACUCACACGAGCCAGGGGUCUUCAACAGUCUUUCACUUCAAAGCUACUGGGCGCCCCCAUAAGUCAGGCCCUGGGGGGGCUCUGGUCCGGGGUCGGGCGUCCGGCGUGUUCCUGCGCCCCGCCCCACAAGCAGGGAGGGCGGUGGCCCCGGGACUCGAGGUCGGGAUUCGGGGGGGGGCGCCAGCCCCACAAGUUGAAGGAGCCCCAGGCCUUCGCCAGGAUUUGAGGUCGUCCCCUGAGGCGUGGGGGGCGGCGGAUGUGUACGCGGGCGCGCUCUCAGGCCGCCCCGCGCCGCCGCCUGGGAAAGGCCGCGCACUCCCACAGAGCCGGGUCCCCCGGCGCCCCAUGCAAAUGAGCGCCGGUGCGCCCGCCCACCCCGCGCCUCCGGAAGUCGCGGGCCGGGCGCCCACCCCCCUACCCCCACCCCGUGCUCCCCUCCUGGAGGGCGCAGAGAUGGCGGCUGCGAUGGCUGCGCGGCGCGUGCGGCCCGUGCGGGUGCUGGUGGACAUGGACGGCGUGCUGGCCGACUUCGAGGGGGGCCUCCUGCGGGGCUUCCGCCGCCGCUUCCCCGGGGAACCUCACGUGGCGCUGGAAGAGCGCCGCGGCUUUCUCGCCCGCGAGCAGUACCGAGCCCUGCGGCCGGACCUGGCGGACAAAGUGGCCAGUGUGUAUGAAGCCCCAGGCUUUUUCCUAGACUUGGAGCCUAUCCCUGGAGCCUUGGAAGCCAUGCAGGAGAUGAACAACAUGCAGGACACAGAGGUCUUCAUCUGCUCCAGCCCUCUGCUGAACUAUGAACACUGUGUGGGUGAGAAGUACCGCUGGGUGGAGAAUCACCUGGGGCCUCAGUUUGUGGAACGCAUUAUCCUGACGAGGGACAAGACGGUGGUCUUGGGGGACCUGCUCAUUGAUGACAAGGACACCAUUCGAGGCCAAGAGGAGACCCCAAGCUGGGAGCACAUCUUGUUCACCUGCUGCCACAACCAGCACCUAGCCCUACCCCCAACAAGGAGACGGCUGCUCUCCUGGAGUGACAACUGGAGGGAGAUCAUAGAAAGCAAGCGGGGGGCCAGAACAGUGGAUAGUAGCUGAAGGAAGGGUAGGCAGACCAGCAGGGAACUCCAGUAGAGCUGAAUGACAGGGCAGUGCCAUGGCGGUAGCCCCCAGCACCACGGAGCAGGGAGACACAGUGACCUCCGUCCUCACAAGCCAGCCACCUGCAACCCAACAAGAUGGCUGGCAAGGAAACAUGGUGGGAAUAUCACUCAGGAACCUUUCUAAUAAAACACUUUUGCUCA